Molecule: messenger RNA, 2916 nt
Organism: Gadus chalcogrammus (walleye pollock)
Lineage: Eukaryota; Metazoa; Chordata; Actinopteri; Gadiformes; Gadidae
Gene: usp5
Product: ubiquitin specific peptidase 5 (isopeptidase T)
Exons: 20
Coding region: 154-2718 (854 amino acids)
Biological process (GO): protein deubiquitination
Molecular function (GO): zinc ion binding; cysteine-type deubiquitinase activity; protein binding
Source: RefSeq, a predicted model, not a curated record
CACAAGGUGAGCAUCACAGUGAUUCAUUCAACCGGGCGGAGAGGGGCAGCUGUUUCAAGCGACGGGAGCUUUUCCAAGCCAAGGAAUUAAAAACGGGAGUCAAGACUCAGUCGAGGAAAAAUCCUACUGAAAGACACAACUAGCUCAAGGGCCAUGGCGGACGUUGGAGAGGUUUUGAUGUCAGUUUUGUCCACAAUCCGGGUCCCCAGGCCCGGGGACCGUGUCCACAAAGACGAAUGCGCCUUGUCAUUUUCGUCGCCGGAGAGCGAGGGGGGUCUGUAUGUGUGCAUGAACACUUUCCUCGGCUUUGGCAGUCAGUAUGUGGAUCGGCACCAUGCUCGGACUGGUCAGCGGGCUUACCUGCACUUCACCCGCACCCGUAAAGCUCAGUGUGUUGUCUUACAGAAGGAGGAUGAUAAUAACUCUAGCUCUGGGGACCCUCCUAAGAAGAAACCCACCAGACUGGCCAUAGGGAUCGAAGGAGGUUUCGAUGUGGAACAGGAUCAAUAUGAAGAGGAUGUUAAGGUUGUCAUCUUCCCGGACAGGCAGCAAGUGACCUCAGAGGACCUUGCCACCAUGCCAGACGUUGUUAAAGAAAGGGUGUCUCUAUCCAUGGCGGGUUUCAUGUCUGCAGACUCAGUGUCUCAUGCCUUGCAAGUCCAGCAGUGGGACGGGGAGGUACGACAGGAGUCCAGACAUGCCGUUGAUCUCAAACAACUCGACAACGGACUCAAAAUCCCACCCAGUGGCUGGCGCUGUGAGGUGUGUGACCUGCAGGAGAACCUGUGGAUGAACCUGACCGACGGCAAGGUGUUCUGUGGCCGCAGGUACUUCGACGGCACCGGGGGCAACAACCACGCUUUGCUUCACUUCCAACAGACUGGCUUCCCUCUCGCGGUUAAGCUGGGCACCAUCACCCCCGAUGGAGCAGAUGUGUAUUCCUAUGAUGAAGACGACAUGGUGCUCAACCCCAAGCUUCCAGAGCAUCUGUCACAUUUUGGCAUCGACAUGAUGACUAUGCAGAAGACGGAGCACACCAUGACGGAGCUGGAGAUCGCAGUGAACCAGCGGGUGGGCGAGUGGGAGGUGAUCCAGGAGUCCGGCACAUCCCUGCGGCCGCUGUCAGGCUCCGGGCUGACUGGCAUGAAGAACCUGGGCAACAGCUGCUACCUCAACUCGGUCAUGCAAGUGCUCUUCACUGUGCCCGACUUUCAGACCAAGUAUGUGUCCAACAUCCAGAAGAUCUUUGACGAGGCCCCGAGCGAUCCCACCCAGGACUUCAAAACCCAAGUAGCCAAGCUUGGCUACGGCCUUCUGUCAGGAGAGUACUCCAAACCUGCACCGGACCCCGGGGACGACAACGGCACAGCUGAGCCCAGAGGGGACCAGGUGGGCAUCGCUCCACGCAUGUUUAAAGCCCUGAUCGGACGGGGCCACGCGGAGUUCUCCACCAAUCGGCAGCAGGAUGCCCAGGAGUUUUUAUUGCACUUCAUAAACAUGGUGGAGAGGAACUGCCGCUCGGGGGCCAACCCGUCUGAGGCCUUCAGGUUCCUGGUGGAGGAGAGGAUCGUGUGUCAACAGUCCCACAAAGCCAAGUACACCCAGAGGGUGGACUACAUCCUGCAGCUGCCUGUGCCCAUGGACCAGGCCACCAACACGGAGGAGCUGCAGGAGGCUGAGCGUCGGCGCGAGGAGGCCGACUCCGGCCCCUCCCCGACCGUGAGGGCCAAGAUCCCCUUCAGCGCCUGCAUGGCGGCGCUCAGCGAGCCGGAGGUCCUCAGCGACUUCUGGAGCUCCGCCGUGCAGGCGAAGACCACCGCCACCAAAACAACCCGCUUCGCCUCCUUUCCGGACCACCUCGUCAUCCAGAUCAAGAAGUUCACUUUCGGUCUCGAUUGGGUCCCCAAGAAACUGGAUGUGAGCAUUGAUGUUCCUGACACCCUGGACCUGGGCGACCUGCGCGCCACCGGCCAGCAGCCAGGGGAGGAGCUUCUGCCGGAAACGGCCCCGCCCCCCCUCAUGACCCCAGACGUGGAGGUCAAAGGUAUCCUGGGUUCCUACGGCAACGAGGAGGACGACUCUCUCUACUCCCCACUGCUGUCCCCCGUGCUGGACGACUCUACCGUGUCCCAGCUGUGUGAGAUGGGCUUCCCUCUGGAGGCGUGCAGGAAGGCGGUGUACUACACCGGCAACACUGGCAUCGACGCGGCCAUGAACUGGGUCAUGGGCCACAUGGACGACCCAGACUUCUCCGCCCCGCUGGUGCUGCCUGGCUGCAGCUCCGCCCCCGGCACCACGCCCACAGAGAGCCUGUCAGAGGAGCACCUGGCCACCAUCGUCUCCAUGGGCUUCAGCCGAGACCAGGCCAGCAAGGCCCUCAGAGCCACGAGUAACGUCCUGGACCGGGCGGUGGACUGGAUCUUCUCCCACCUCGACGACCUGGAGUCCAUGGAGGUGUCCGAAGGAGGCCGCUCGGCCGCUGAGAGCGAGGGCAGCAGGGAGCCCCCCCCCGGCCCCCGGGUCAGAGACGGACCGGGCAAGUACGAGUUGUUUGCGUUCAUCAGUCACAUGGGGACGAGCACAAUGUGUGGCCACUAUGUCUGCCACAUCAAGAAAGACCACCAGUGGGUCAUCUUUAACGACCAGAAAGUGUGUGCCUCAGAGAAGCCCCCCAAAGACCUGGGAUACCUUUACUUCUACCGCAGAGUCACCGAGUGAGCUGAGCGGGAGGAGAAGGGGGCCGCUUAAACCCACAUACACACACCCAUACAGAUGUGCAUACAGGAAAACAAGCGGGCAUAAUCCAACACAUCUCCCCCUGCUCCUAAACCCAUCAGAUCCCUGACGUGCUGGGGAUCCGACAACGUGUGGUUGUAAAUACACCUAUCAGACGACUUAUGUGAUGCACUUAAAGGC